Schistosoma turkestanicum is the source of this 1116-nucleotide messenger RNA. Lineage: Eukaryota; Metazoa; Platyhelminthes; Trematoda; Strigeidida; Schistosomatidae. The record is from the annotation of a GenBank genome assembly.
AAUGCACUAAAUGGAUUUGAAGUGCGCAUAGCGAAUGUAUUCGAAACCCAAUAGUUUCAUGAGUUCUCGUGUUAAAUAUGUUCAUUCUCAACCGAAACACGGCAGGAUCGAUGCAUCUGCAAACCUAGCUAAUGGCACUUACGAACACUGGCCAAAACCUGUCCUUGAUGAUCACGACCGUCUUAAUCUUGAACUCAAAGAGAAGGUUGAUGGACUUCGUAGUCUUUCAAUAAAAAUAGGAGAUGAAUUACGAUCUCAAAAUAGUUUACUUGGAGAUAUGGCUGGAACGUUUGACCGGUCAGAAGGUGUUCUUCGCACUACAAUGUCUCGGUUAUCCCGUAUGGCUAAACAAAAUAUGUCUUCUGGAUUAUGCUGUUAUUUAAUUGUAUUCGUGUGCAUCAUUUUCCUCAUGUGUUGGUUUAUUCUCCGAUUUAUUUAAUUACCUUUACAAUUAUUGUUGAAGAAACUGUGAUUUUAUUUCUAUAAAAAAUGCAUAUCUAAUCACUAAAUGUUUUAUAUGCAAUUUUGUGUCUGGGUUACAUAAUAUGAUUGCUAAUCGAUAAUAUUCCUUAUCAGUGCAUUUGCGUUAAGUUUUCACAAACUAUUAGUUGGGUUGUUGAAAGCAGUCUUCACAGAAAUAGUGCAAGAUUGACAAAAUCUUGUUGUACGGUUGCUGAAUACUGCUUAAUUGUUUCAAAAAGACAUUGGUUAUUUAAUUACAAUUAAUUGCAUUCAUUCAGUCAAAGCUCAGACAAGAAUAAGAAAUGUAUAAAAUUGUCAUUUUACUGGUUACACUUCGAAAUUUAUCUUAUAAAAUCAUUUCGACGCCAUAGAAUAUGUUAUGACUCCUAUUACUGUUCACUAACCAGUGAGAAACUAAGCUUAUUGCGUAAUUUCAAAAUACUUGUUGUGAUAUGUUAUGGAAUUUUUUGGUUUUGUGCAUAGCAAUCUUGAAAAUCCCUUAUUUUUGAAAACCUGACAAACUAAUCUAGCUUUUGAACAUAAGAACCUAGCGGAUUUCAGAUCUUGUUGGAAGUUUACAUAUCGGAUCGCAUUCCAGAUUAAGAUUCAGAAAUACCUGUUUCUUUAACUGUUACCACAUACCUUGAUUUAAAC